Scomber japonicus (chub mackerel) is the source of this 1617-nucleotide messenger RNA. RefSeq names its product argininosuccinate synthase 1 (gene ass1). The record is from RefSeq and is a predicted model, not a curated record. Gene Ontology annotation, biological process: urea cycle; L-arginine biosynthetic process. Lineage: Eukaryota; Metazoa; Chordata; Actinopteri; Scombriformes; Scombridae. Bases 28 to 1266 code for a protein of 412 amino acids. The transcript has 14 exons. Gene Ontology annotation, cellular component: cytoplasm. Gene Ontology annotation, molecular function: argininosuccinate synthase activity; ATP binding.
CGCCUGUUGGACGAAACAGCCCUCAUCAUGUCUCAAGGAACCGUGGUUCUGGCAUACAGCGGCGGACUAGACACGUCCUGUAUUCUUGUGUGGCUGAAGGAACAGGGCUAUGACGUCAUCGCAUACUUGGCCAAUAUUGGGCAAGAUGAAGAUUUUGAUGCUGCAAGGAAAAAGGCAGAAAAUCUUGGUGCAAAAAAGAUUUUCAUUGAAGACCUGCGUGCUGAGUUUGUGGAAGAUUUCAUCUGGCCCUCUGUUCAGGCCAACGCCAUCUACGAGGACCGAUACCUGCUGGGAACCGCAAUAGCCCGGCCCUGCAUUGCUCGGCGUCAGGUUGAGAUUGCACGCAGGGAGGGUGCCCAGUUUGUCUCCCAUGGUGCCACAGGAAAGGGAAAUGACCAGAUCCGUUUUGAGCUCACAUGCUUUGCCCUCUACCCUGAGGUUAAGAUCGUUGCACCGUGGAGGAUCCCAGACUUCUACAACCGCUUCAGAGGGAGAACAGACCUGAUGGAGUACGCACAGAAACAUGGCAUCCCUGUGCCCGUCACUCCUCGGGCACCCUGGAGCAUGGACGCCAACCUCAUGCACAUAAGCUAUGAGUCUGGCAUCCUGGAGAAUCCCAAGAGCCAUGCCCCAGCUGACCUGUACCUGAUGACCAAGAACCCAGAAGAUUCUCCCAAUACCCCCGAUGAACUGGAGAUAGAGUUCAAAAAUGGAGUGCCUGUCAAGGUGAUCAAUAUCAAGGAAAGCAACAUGAAGGACACAGCACUGGAUAUCUUCUCAUACCUCAAUGAAGUUGGAGGAAAGCAUGGAGUGGGCCGCAUCGACAUUGUGGAGAAUCGUUUCAUCGGCAUGAAGUCCAGAGGAAUAUAUGAAACCCCAGGAGGCACCAUCUUGCGGAUGGCCCAUUUAGACAUUGAGACCUUUACCAUGGACAAAGAGGUCCGGCGGAUCAAACAGGGGCUGAGUCUUAAGUUCUCUGAACUCAUCUACAAUGGUUUCUGGUACAGUCCAGAGUGUGAUUUUGUGCGACACUGCAUAGCCAAGUCCCAGGAGAAUGUUGAGGGCAAAGUACACCUGUCUGUCUUCAAGGGUAAAGUCUACAUCCUGGGACGAGAAUCACCCAAGUCCCUGUACAAUGAAGAGCUGGUCAGCAUGGACGUACAAGGAGACUACGACCCGUGCGAUGCCUCCGGAUUCAUCAGGAUUAAUGCUGUCAGGCUAAGGGAGCAUCACCGUUUGCAGGGUCUCUCCAGCACCAAGCAGUAAACAGUCACUGUGAACCCUCUUGCUCUCUCUCCUCCUUUCUCUUUCUUCUUUCCCUUUUAGCAUUAGUAGUUAUAGACUUUGUGUCUCACCAUCUGCAGCUAGUUAUGAUAGUAUUGGGAUACCUAACACACAAACACGCUCUGUUCACUGUUGAGUGAAGGAAGCUAAAUCUAUGAAAUGUUACAUCAUGACAAAAUACUUCUGUGUACAGAUAAUCAUAACAUAGAUUGUGUAUUUAAAGAAUAUGUAUUUCGUAGUAUUUUAUUCUUUUUUUCCCCAUUCUUGGUAUCAAUAGGUCAAUAAAAAAAUACUAAAAAUGAUUUUUUUUUGUCUUAGAAAUAAAAGGUCAAA